AUGACUGAUACCUUUUGUGAAGCUUCAGACUUUGAUCUCAAAGCAUCAUCCAACCGAAUUGUCGAUGAAGCCAGAAGCAUCCAGCAGCUCAUUAAACACUAUCAAAGAUUAACACGACAGUUUCAAGAUGAUGUUGCCCAGCAUGUUCUUAAGGAGGUAGACGAGAGUAACCGUUUUAAGUCACUUGAUACUACUGUGGCUGAAGCAGAACUUGUAUUUCUUCGGAAUAGUGAUUUCUUAACAUAUUCUCACGAAAGAAAGGAGGCUGAUGUGCAUCUUGAAAGCAUCUUUCCUACAUCACGGAUGCGUGCGCAUGGGGGGGAGAAUGAGUCUCGAGAGGAUUUAACAGAAAUUUCAUGGAUAUCCAGACUUAACAUGUCGGGACUUUCACAAUGGAGCCCCGAUGCAGGCUCUUCACUGAAGGCACAUGGCGACAUUCGGGAAGUCUUUCUUGGAUGGAGGAAGAGAAAUGAUACCUUAGACAUGGCAUUCAAGCACAUGUGCGAGCUUUUAUUUGAUUCACUGAAACAAGCGCGCGAGGUUAGUUCACCAAUCGAGCAGAAGUACGUCUGCUUUUUUAAUGGUCUACCUUUCACUUCGCUUUCCUUUGCCGAUGUGGGCGAAAACAUGGAUUUGUGGAAGCAGUUUGCUUCAUUUGGGACUUAUUUUCAGUCUACUAACUCUAUUGAAGAUGGAGUUGUCAAAAUCGCUCAAGCGUACUCGAACAGGAUCAUUGAUCUAUCCAGCCUGACUAAGAAACAGUUUUGUGAAGCUCUCUGGUUCAACUACGACUUUGAGAGCAGCAGUACACCCUGUGAUGGAAAGGUCGCAAGGAAUUUUUAUAAUAACUUCAUACCUAACGUUCAAUGCGAUGCUCAUGACAAUAUUGUUUUGGUGGAUCCUUCCCGGAUGCGCGGCAGUCAGCCUUUUCGUGGGUUCUUUAUUAAAUCGGAAUUGAUUGCAGUUGAGCACAUCGGCACACCUGUUAAUGUAUCUUUACUAUUGUCUCCCAGGGGAGGUGAGAAGACGGAAAAUGCAAAUGAUAAUGUAAAUAUAAUGGGCCAAAUCGCUCAAAUGUUCCAAAAAAUAUUCAUCUCCAUUAUUAACGGGGUGGACAACAUACCAGCGAGCACGGUCAUGACGGUUGCUUUUAAAUAUGAUUCAAUACCAUCAUCCUCAAACAUUGGUGCUCCUAUGCCGUUUCAAGAAGGUAUAGUUCUGGAUGUAAGGCCCAUUUCCCCCUCUAUACCUUUUUUCUGGCACUUCACGUGGGCUGAGAUUUGUGCAUUGGGCCAGCUCAAUCGAGGUGGCCAAGUCACCCGUACUGAUUGUGAUUCCAAAGAUGUUAUUUUUAAAGUGACAGGUGUAUCAGCCUCCUCUUUAUUGGAGUACGACACCCUAAGCGCGUUGGUCUUUCCCAUUCUCAACCAAGAAAUCAAAAAUCACCUCAAAGAUGCGUUACAAGGUGUUUUCCCGCAUCAUCAAUAUCACAAAAGCAUCAAAGACCAGAAAUCGUUGCUCUCAAGAUACCCUGUCAUCGCUACAUUCGGAGCCGCGUUGAUACUCUUGGGGGUGGGCAUAGGACGCCUAUUUCGAAGUAGUAAAGAUUUCUAA
Molecule: messenger RNA, 1614 nt
Organism: Phytomonas sp. EM1
Lineage: Eukaryota; Euglenozoa; Kinetoplastea; Trypanosomatida; Trypanosomatidae
Source: the annotation of a GenBank genome assembly